Glycine soja is the source of this 1748-nucleotide messenger RNA. RefSeq names its product E3 ubiquitin-protein ligase PUB23-like. The coding region runs from base 331 to 1542 and encodes 403 amino acids. Gene Ontology annotation, molecular function: ubiquitin protein ligase activity. Gene Ontology annotation, biological process: protein ubiquitination. The record is from RefSeq and is a predicted model, not a curated record. Lineage: Eukaryota; Viridiplantae; Streptophyta; Magnoliopsida; Fabales; Fabaceae. The transcript has a single exon.
UAACGCACACCUCUUUUUUUUCUCCUUCCGAAACCUUGGAAAAGGCCGUUAUUAAUUCACCCUCCCCCUCUCUCUCAAUUUCCGUGUGUUGACUUUAUCGUUUAUAACAACUUGUAUUACAAUUCGUAUCUUCUCUACCACAAAUUUCAUGACACAACUAAAUGUGCCACAACCAGAAGCAGCUACUACUCAACAAUUCACAAAUUUGACUUCUUAAUACUUAUCCUCAUUCAACUCUCUACACUCUUCACAUUUCUAGCCAAUACUCAUCUCUUCCUUCUUUUCAUCAAGCCAUUGCAUUGUUUUUAGGAGAAUCCAAUCCUUUCAAACAUGGACGAAAUUGAAAUCCCUGCCCAUUUCCUCUGCCCCAUUUCCCUUCAACUCAUGAGGGACCCUGUCACGGUUUGCACAGGAAUCACUUAUGAUAGAGAAAACAUAGAGAGAUGGUUAUUUUCAUGCAAGAACAACACAUGCCCCGUUACUAAGCAGUGCCUAUUAGACCAUGGUCUCACUCCAAACCACACUCUACGCAGGCUGAUCCAAUCCUGGUGCACCCUCAAUGCCUCACUUGGAGUUGAACGCAUUCCUACUCCAAAGUCACCAAUAGACAAAACUCAGAUUGUGAAACUCCUCACAGAAGCAAAAAGGUUCCCAGAGAAGCAACUCAAGUGCCUCACAAGGCUUCGAUCCGUUGCCUUUGAAGGCCAAAGGAACAAAACAUGUUUAGAGUCUGCUGGAGUAAUAGAAUUCUUGGCCACAACAAUGAAGAACAACAACACACAAGAAGACUCAACUGUUCUCAGUGAAGCAGCUAUUGAAGUCUUGUUCCACCUCAAUCUCUCCGAGGCUCGACUUAAAACUCUGAUUAACAACGAGGAAUUUCAUUUUAUCGAGUCAUUGUUUCAUGUGCUGAGGCUUGGAAACUACCAAUCUAGAGUCUAUGCUACAAUGCUGCUUAGAUCAGCAUUUGAGGUAGCUGAUCCAAUCCAAUUGAUCAGUGUCAAAACCACGCUGUUUGUGGAAAUCAUGCGCGUGCUUUGCGAUCAGAUCUCGCAUCAGGCUUCAAAGGCUGCAUUGAAGCUCAUUGUGGAGCUCUUUCCGUGGGGAAGAAACAGGAUCAAAGGGGUCGAGGGUGGUACAGUUUCGGUCCUCAUCGAGCUACUUCUCGGCACCUCGGAAAGAAGAACAUGUGAACUCAUUUUGAUAGCUUUGGAUCAGCUUUGUGGGUGUGCAGAAGGGCGUGCAGAGUUGUUGAACCAUGGGGCAGGAGUGGCCAUUGUGUCCAAGAAAAUUCUAAGGGUCUCUCAUGUGGCUAGUGAAAGAGGGGUUAGAAUUUUGGCCUCUAUUUGUAGGUAUUCUGCCAAUGCUAGAGUGCUUCAUGAAAUGUUGCAGGUUGGGGCUGUGUCCAAGUUGUGUUUGGUGCUUCAAGUGAAUUGCGGUUUUAAGACUAAGGAGAGAGCCAAAGAGGUACUCAAAUUGCACUCGGUGGUUUGGAAGAAUUCCCCAUGUAUUCCUGUACCUUUGUUAUCUUCCUAUCCAUGAUCUAAUUCUGUCAUAAUUCAUAAGUUCUUUUUGUGUACAUGCAUCUGAUGAAAGUGUCUGGUGCCAGAGGUUUUUUAAUUAUACAAAUGAAUCUUAGUAAUCAAGGGGAAAAAAGCUCCUUGGAUAAUUUUUUGUUGAACAUUGUACUCAUCUAAACUAUAGUAUUAAUAAUCAACUACAACUACAUUUUAUUGGGCUUGAUUGCA